Camarhynchus parvulus is the source of this 4081-nucleotide messenger RNA. RefSeq names its product Rho guanine nucleotide exchange factor 11 (gene ARHGEF11). Gene Ontology annotation, cellular component: cytoplasm. Gene Ontology annotation, molecular function: G protein-coupled receptor binding; guanyl-nucleotide exchange factor activity. The record is from RefSeq and is a predicted model, not a curated record. Gene Ontology annotation, biological process: intracellular signal transduction; G protein-coupled receptor signaling pathway. NCBI's taxonomy places the organism in Eukaryota, Metazoa, Chordata, Aves, Passeriformes, Thraupidae.
CUCGGGGCCCCCGAGGCCGCCGCAGCCGCCGCGGCCGGGCAUGGUGGCGGGGGCGGCCGGAGCGGGGCGGCGGCUCCGGGCGCAGCCCUGACCGAGCUCCACCAUGAGCGUGAGGCCUCCGCAGGCCCCGGACAGGUUGAGCAGCCUCUCCUCGUCCCUGGGCGAUUCCCCCUCGGAGCGCAGGUCCCCCGGUCACCACCGGCAGCCCUCGGACGCCUCCGAGACCACAGGGCUGGUGCAGCGCUGCGUGAUCAUCCAGCGGGACCAGCAUGGCUUCGGCUUCACCGUCAGCGGCGACCGCGUGGUGCUCGUGCAGUCCGUGCGGCCCGGCGGGGCUGCCAUGAGGGCCGGCGUGCAGGAGGGCGACCGCAUCCUCAAGGUGAACGGGACGAUGGUGACCAACAGCUCCCACCUGGAGGUGGUGAAGUUGAUCAAGUCCGGUGCCUACGUGGCGCUGACGCUGCUGGGCUCCCCGCCCGGCUCCGCGGCAGCCCCGGGGUGCCAGCAGGAGCCGGAGCCCUCGGGGGGUCCCCAGGGGCCCCCCCAGCGCAUCACGGAGCCGCGGCCCCUGCAGGACCCCGAGGUGCAGACGCACGCGGCGCAGAUCCUGCGCAACAUGCUGCGCCAGGAGGAGGCCGAGUUCCAGGAUUUGGGCUCCUCCCGGCCCCUGGAGGGGUCCCCGCAGCUCCCGGGGCGCCUCCCCCGGGACCCCCAGGACGGGAACGCGGGGCUGGAGGAGCGGGGCCCGGCCCUGCCAGAGGUUUCCCGGAAUUCCGGCUUCUCCGAGCCCGGCAGCCCCCGGAGCUCCCCUGUGCUCGGCUCCCGCCUCUCCACGGAUCCGGGAUCGGGGAGGCCCCAAAUCAUCGGCCCCGAGGAGGAUUGUGAGCCUGGGAAUGGCAGCAACGAGAGCGAUUCCGUGUUCCAGGAUUUGGGAAUUCUCAAAUCCCGCCCGGCCCAUCUGGGAGUUUUCCUGAGGUUCCUCUUCUCCCAGGCCGACCCCACUCCUCUGCUGUUCCACCUGUGCUCCGAGGUUUGCUGCCAGCAGACCCCGGACUGCCGGGCCCUGGGCAGGGACAUCUGGAACGUCUUCCUGGACAGGGCCGCGCCGCUGCGGGUGAAGCUGCCGGAGCAGCUCCUGGCUGAGAUCGAGCUGCGCCUGCGGAGCGGGGACGAGCAGCGGCCGGCGCUGCUGGAGGCGCAGGAGUUGGUGAUCCCAGAAAUCCAGGAGCAGCUCCAGGACUACAGGACGAAGCGCACGCUGGGGCUGGGCAGCCUGUACGGGGAGAACGAGCUGCAGGAGCUGGAGCCGGGCAACGGCCCCCGGGAGCCCCGCGAGUGCCGGGAGCGCGAGAGGCAGCUGGCGGAGCGGCAGCUGGGGCACCUCGGGGACAUCCUCUCCAAGUACGAGGAGGAGCGGAGCUCUCCCAUGGCCUUCGCCCUCAGCACCUUCAUGGCCCACGCCGGGAUCCGGCCCCGGGAACCCCGGGAAUUCCGGGAAUUCCGGGAAUCCCGCAGUGCCGGCGCCCCCGAGAAGCUCCCGGACAAGGACAAGUGGCUGCCCUUCUUCCCCAAGGCCAAAAAGAGCAGCAGCUCCAGGAAGGAGAAGGAGCAGAGGCAGAACCCGAUCCUGAAAUACAUCGGGAAACCGCGGAGCUCCUCCCAGAGCACAUUUCAUGUCCCCCUGUCCCCCGCUGAAGCAGUGAAGCCGGGCAACGUGCGCACCAUGAUCCAGCACUUUGAGAACAGCCACGGCGAGCCCCCGGAGCCGAGCGCGCAGCGCCUGAGCACCGGCAGCAUCCCGAGGAGCUGCUGGAGCCCGACAGAGCUGUUUGUCACCGAGCUGUCCCACCUGCGCAUCCUGCGUGUUCUGGAUUUGCUUUUCUUCCAACGCCUGCGCCGGGAGCAGCUCCUGAGCCGGGAGGAGCUGGGGCUGCUCUUCCCCAACCUGCCCGACCUCAUCGACGUGCACAGCUCCCUGUGGGAAUCCAUGCGGCGGCUGCGGGAGGAGCAGGGUCCCAUCAUCGGCGACAUCGGGGACCUGAUGCUGGCCCGGUUCGAGGGGGCUGCCAAGGAGGAGUUCCAGCGCGUGGCCGCCGCCUUCUGCUCCUCGCAGUCCAUCGCGCUCGAGCUGAUCCGCACCAAGCAGCGCAAGGAGAGCCGCUUCCAGCUCUUCAUGCAGGAGGCCGAGAGCAACCCGCAGUGCCGGCGGCUGCAGCUGAAGGACCUGCUGAUCGCCGAGAUGCAGCGCCUGACCAAGUACCCGCUGCUGCUGGAGAACGUCAUCAAGUGCACCCCGGGGGGCUCGGCAGAGCAGCAGAAGCUGCUGCGCGCCCGCGAGCAGAGCCGGGACGUGCUGCGGGCGGUGAACGAGGCCGUGCGCCGCGCCGAGAACCGGCAGCGCCUGCAGGAGCACCAGCGGCGCUUGGACACCUCGGCCCUGGAGAGGACCAGCAACCCGCUGGCCGCGGAAUUCCGGAACCUGGACCUGACCUCACACCGGAUGAUCCACGAGGGACCCCUGGCCUGGAGAGUGGGCAAGGACAAGAGCGUGGAUCUGCACGUGCUGCUGCUGGAGGAGCUGCUGGUGCUGCUGCAGCGGCAGGACGAGCGCUGGCUGCUCAAGUGCCACAGCAAGGGCGGCCUGGGGGCAGCCCCCGACACCAAGCAGAGCUUCAGCCCCGUGCUCAAGCUGAGCUCGCUGCUCGUGCGCUCCGUGGCCACAGACAAGCGCGCCCUGUUCAUCAUCUGCACCUCGGAGCUGGGACCCCAGAUCUACGAGCUGGUGGCACUGACGUCCUCGGAGAAGAACACGUGGAUGCAGCUGCUGGAGCAGGCUGUGCAAGGAGCCACCAGGAGCCUCCCGGGGCCGCCAAAGCCGGGACAGAGCGAGGGCAGCGCGAACGGAGCCGGCGGCCUGCUGCUGCCGGACCCCGCCGUGUCCCCGGAGCUGGCCCGAGACACCGAGCCCGAGGAUUGCUGCUCAGGCCGCAGUGACCCCGAGCCCUCGGGCCGGGCCCGGCCGCUGCAGGAGCUGCUGGAGGAGCCGCGAGGGGCCGGGGCUGGGGACCCUGACCUGGGGGACCCCGACCCUGACCCCGGGGACCCCGACCCCGGCCCGGGGGGUCCCAGCCCCGGCCCGGGAACCCCCAAAUCCCCGGGGAGCGCCGGAGUGGCCGAGGCAGCGCUGGAGGACGUGGAGACCCUGCGGCUCCUGAUUGUCCGGAGGCUCCGGCCGGGCCGGGAUCCCGACCCCGAGGAUGGACAGAGCCCCGCGGCCGGAGCGGCCGGAGCGGCCGGACAGGGCAGUGACCCCCGGGGCUCCGGCCAGGACUCGGCCACGUCCGGCCGGGAAUUCCCGAUGUCCAGCCAGGAUUCUGGGAUGUCCAGCUGGGAGUUCCCCACGUCCAGCCAGGACUCAGCCACGUCCGGCCGGGAAUUCCUGGGGUCCAGCCAGGAUUCCGGGAUGUCCGGCCAGGAAUUCCCAAUGUCCGGCCAGGAAUUCCCAAUGUCCGGCCAGGAAUUCCCAGUGUCCAGCCAGGAAUUCCCAAUGUCCAGCCAGGAAUUCCCAGUGUCCGGCCAGGAUUUGGCCACGUCCGGCUGGGAAUUCCCAGUGUCCGGCCAGGAGGGGCCGGAGCCAAACGGGAUCCGAAUCAACCGGAAAGCCCAGGAGGAGGGGCCGGAGGAGGCCACGCCCCCGCGCGGCUGCAGCCAAUCAGAGCCCGAGCUGCGGGAAGGAGGCGGAGCCAGCGCCGAGGGGAAUUUCUUCUACCUGAGCCUCCCCACGGGGCCCCCCCGAGCAGGAGGGGACACCGGGGACACCUCUGGGGACAUUGGGGACACCCCUGGGGACACGGAGCUGAUCCUGGGCACCCUGGAGGAGCUGCGGGGGAAACUGCUGAGCCUCAGGGCCAUGGAAGUCGCUCACUGGCAGCUGCUGCACUCGCUGGGGGGGGGCAACGCCGCCGUCCCCAGCACCGUCCCCAGUGUCCCCAACAACGUCCCCAGUGUCCCCAACGCCCCCAGCGCCGUCCCCGGGCGCGCCCCGCCGCCCCCCAGCUCCGACGGCCCCGCCCACCUUUAA